AUGAAGGGGUGGAACCCAGCCCACGAGCUUAGUCAAACUUCAUGUAUCAUAGCCACUCAGUGCAUCAUCACAGGUGACGUGCAAGCGUACACAGCUACCCACAACAACCAAGGCAAUCAAGACCAUCUUCCCCACUCUCUAUCUGCGAAAGUUUUGGAUAAAAUUCUUGAAAAUCCGUAUGAAUGGCAAAAAAGAUUGCUUCCAGCCCGAUAUGGCAGAAAUCCGGACCCUGUUGAAUCAAAAGACUUUCACAAGUGGCUCAAUGUCAUUUUGAAAGAGAUUAGAAAGGAUCUCAACAAAAUUCUCCUCACCAACAUGCACAUUCCAAAUCGAGCCAAGAAGACUCCGUCCCUCUUGAACGUGCCAACCAUUGAAACCAUGAUUGUCAAGGCAAUUGGAAUAUUAAUAGAUUUACAAAAGAGAACAAGACUUCAUUGGAGAUCUCGUUAUGCGUGGCUUGCUGAUUUGACAUUACGGUUUCAACAGAGAAUGCAAUUGAUCCAUUGGGGCUACAAUUUGGCAGAUUACAACAACCAUUCAUUCUGGGCAGUUGUAGACAACAAGUUGGAAGAAUUGCGCACUAAGUCCGUCCGUUAUUGUUAUGUCUACUUUCACGAGGUCUUAAGCUUGGACUUUGACCAAUUCGAUGGGGAAAGAGCCUUUACUGAAAUCCAGAAGACCACCGACUUUGCGUUGCCAAGUGAGGAAGAGGUUCAGGCACGAAUCAAACACUUGGAUCAGACCCACAGAGCUGUGAUAGGAGAAAAGGAGGCCUUCCAUCAAUGA
Melampsora larici-populina 98AG31 is the source of this 786-nucleotide messenger RNA. RefSeq lists its product as uncharacterized. The coding region runs from base 1 to 786 and encodes 261 amino acids. Lineage: Eukaryota; Fungi; Basidiomycota; Pucciniomycetes; Pucciniales; Melampsoraceae. The transcript is spliced from 8 exons. The record is from RefSeq and is a predicted model, not a curated record.